Odontomachus brunneus is the source of this 7231-nucleotide messenger RNA. RefSeq lists its product as uncharacterized. Gene Ontology annotation, biological process: intracellular signal transduction; phosphatidylinositol phosphate biosynthetic process. Gene Ontology annotation, cellular component: phosphatidylinositol 3-kinase complex. Gene Ontology annotation, molecular function: 1-phosphatidylinositol-3-kinase regulator activity. The record is from RefSeq and is a predicted model, not a curated record. Bases 1002 to 2840 code for a protein of 612 amino acids. The transcript is spliced from 2 exons. Lineage: Eukaryota; Metazoa; Arthropoda; Insecta; Hymenoptera; Formicidae.
UCGUAAGAAAUAAAGAAAAGUUUUAUCGAAUUCCUCAACGAAACUUUUCAUUUCUCACAAGUUUACGAAGGAAAUAGAUGCAUGAUCGAUUCGCGGACUAGCGCUACGAUUUUAAACGCAACCGCGACCGCAUUGUAGACGACCCCUUACUUCUAGGGACUCUAGCGGGCGCGCAUCGGCGCGAAAGCGCGCGCGCGGUGUACGUGCCGCGCCAGUCGUCGCGCGUACAUACGUAAACCAGUUAGACGGAAUCCACUUUUCCCUGAGGUAUAAACCUUUUCGUCUAAAACCCGUUGUAUACGCCGAGCGCUUCCUUCUCCCUCGCUCGACUCGUGCUUUCGAUGAUUUCCCUCACCGCCGGCGCCGGCGUGCCCAAUCGCGCGUGCGCGCGCGCGCGCACACACACUCCCCGGAUUCCCCCGCCGCCCGUUCCUACCUACAAGCGCGCCACCGCGUGAGACGCGCUCGUAAUUAUAGAUUCAUUCAGCGCCGGAUCGCCUGUCAGUCGCUCGUCGGCGCUCACAGCGGUCAGUCGUGUGUAGAAUCGUUUGCUGCUAGCUACUGCCGCGUUGUCGAGAGCAUGUUCGGUUUCGGCACCGCUUCUACCCUUGUUUCUCGUCUCCGCGACGAGUGAACGCGAUUCUCAACGAAUGCAGUCGAGCUGCUCUCUGCUCCGGACCAUCCGACAGACAGAAGGGAAGAGAGACUGGCUUCGUCGCGUCGCGAAUCUGUCAGUAUUCCUGAGAUACCUUCAUCUCGCGAAGCGGUGAACCGAUCGAUCGUGUAACUGCCUCCCGAGGACGACCACGGGAGUGUGAUAAAAACAGCCGUGUGUUUUUGAAGCGCGAAUUCUCCGCUCGAGAAAGGAGGAAACGUGCACGUGUACUCUGUCGAGGAGAGAGAAAGACGACGAGAAGCAAGAUAUAUUUCGACCCAGAGAGGCGUAAACGUGUUAUGCCGAUUGCUGUGCUCCGAUUCCGGACGUGCGAGACUCCACGACGAUGCUGACGGUGAUGUGUCCCAACUGCCGGCACCGUUUUCGGGCAGCGCGAUGCUGCGAGCCUGCCGGUGGCGGCGGAGGAGGAGGAGGAGGAGAAACCACCACCACCAGCAGCAGCUGCAACCGAAGGGAGGAGAUGUUGGCCGAGGAGACGAGAGUCGUGAACGCCGGCUUCCCGGCCACAGCGACGACCACCGCGGCCACGGCGCCCACGACGGCGGCCUGCUACGUCGGCGGCCUUCUGGUGCCGCACGGCUACACCAGCGGUGACGGGACCUUCAUAAACGCGCCCACGAUCGUCCACGGACCCGCUGUCUUUCAGUCGGGUAUGACCACUCCUACCGUUGAGAUCGUCAGCUCCGAUGCUACCACGAUGGCUGAUCACGCACAGCGACUCUCCGGCGCGAUUCCUCGCAGCCAAGCGUUCGCGAGGCAGAGCUCUUGCCACGCGACCUCCUCGUUGAUGCAUUCGUCGCGGACGAGCUCGCUGAACGAGCCGCAUUCUCCCGUUAUCGUGGAUUAUGGGAUAACGACACCCACGGAACAGCACGUCGCGACCAAGUGCGAACUCACCGACAGCACCGUGACUAUCUCCACGCCCGGCAUACAGUCCGGCGGUUAUCUGAUUCAGAGCACGGAGACUGGGAUCUUGGUGCAAGCUCCGAAAGCGAGCAUCGAGAUCCGGCCGAAGCUCAACGACAGCAGCUGCCUCGUGCAAGAUAAAUCGCCCGAGGAUGAGCGGCUGACAGCGUCUAGGUACAACACAGAGGCUAACAAUAUUCACCGGACACUCGUCGCGCCUCCGAGCGGAUGUUCGGAAUUGCCUGGAUGCAGGAGGACAUCGUUGUCCAGGAUAACGACGGAGAGCAACGAAACGAUGGAGUCGAGGCAGCGGAAGAUACCGUGCUCGAUAAGGACGAACAGUUGUUGCUGCUGCGGCGGCAACGGCGACGGCGGGACCGUUCAGAAUCUCUGUCAGUGUCACGGUCGGCCGUACGACGUUUCGUCUCUCGAGAACAAUCACGACUCCUUGUUGGUGGAGCCAAUGGGCGGUGGUGGUGUGCAAAUUCAAGUGAAUGCCACGUUGCAGCUGCCCGCGAGCCUCGGCCAAUGCAAGGUAAACAUCACGGCGACGACGGCGGCGUUGCCGACGUCGAACCGGAUGAUCGCGACGGAGUCGCGCGUCAGAAACAACUUCAACGGCGGCGGCAUCGUGCAGCCGGACGAGAUCGUCAACAACAACGAGCGGAGCGACGGCACGCCGACCACACCGGUGUCCUGGCUCAUGCCUUACCCGUGGAACUUGGACACGUACUUGAUAGACAAGGAUAUAAACCGUCUGUGCGAGGUGAAGAGACUGCUGCAGAUCUGUGGCUGGUACCACGAGGGCAUCAGUUGGCAGCAGAGCGAGAACCUUCUAAAGAACGCGCCCGUGGGCCGCUGGCUGAUGAGGGAUAGCUCGGACAGCAGGUAUACCUUCGCCGUGUCCGUGCAGACCAACAGAGGCCCCACGUCGGUCAGGGUGUACUACUUCCUUGAGCGGUUCCGGCUCGACGCCGAGCCGCGGCUGGUGCUGACGAUGCCGCUCUUCGACUGCCCUAUCAAGAUGCUGGAGCACUAUGUCGAAUACUCGAAGAAGAUGGACGAGCACCGGCGGGAGGUGUGGGUCGACUACAGCGGCCAGCUGUACAGUCAGAUCUAUCUGACGAAGCCCUUGGUCAAAGAGGUCAGGUCGUUGUCGCAUCUGGCCCGACUCGCCGUGCACCGGAACAAGCUGCCUACAGACAACCUGCCGCUCUCAAUCAAGAACUAUCUCGCGGAGUAUCCGUAUACGCUUUGAGUGCGCGGUGUGUCUCUUCGCGACCGACAUAUACGCGUCUAUCUUCCAGUAAAUCUAUACAUACAUAUAUUAAGCGGAGAUUUUAUUUUUCUAUAACGCGGUGCGCGCGCGGAGAGGUCUCUCUUUGAGAUCGCUCGUUCGAUGGAUUUGAUUGGCUACGUCUCUCUUUCUCUCUCCCUCUCUCUGUCAGGUCAAGUUGACGAUGGAGAUUGUACACGAGUGUGGAAAGAGAAUGUGAAGUUCGGAGAACGCGAUAAUACGUUUCUUAAUCCAAAUUAUAACAGAGAAUAUUGCUCUUCGUCGAAACUCGCUUUGUAAAAUACCGAGGUACUUUUCUUUCACAUAGAUUCGUGUAAUAUCUCAAUCAAGAGGUCGUGAAACGACUGACGCGAACUUUAAAGUUCAAUGAGGGUCGCGUCUGGUUAUAGAGAGAGAACUACUCUACGUAUUUCGGCGCUUUGAACAAAACUGAUAAGCUCCGCGCGUCACACGUCGUAGGCAGCUAAAGCGAAUACGAGGCACAUCAGGUUAACUUGUUUUCAUCUCGACCGUCGGCCGAUCUAUCGGAGACAAUACACUACGUAAUAACGAGCAUAAUAAGUCGAGAGAAGUGCAUGAAAGAAUAGGCGUGAGAUCUUUGAAACGUCGAGAGCGGGAAAGUACGCUACUCGCGAGUCUUGGACUCGGACGGAAUCAGUUGGCGCACGCCACGGCAUAAUAUUAGAAUAUGUACGCGAUACACACAUAUAUAUACACACAUGUACAUGUACGCGUACGUCGGAUUCUAUCACCAAACACUUCGCGGUAAAAAACGAAGGAGAAAAAAGCUACUUAUAUGCAUUCAAAGGGGCAGGAGAGCGCGCGACUUGUCUCGCGCGUCGAAAGCAUGCCAAGAUCGUCGAUCGGUUCACGUGAAACGGUUUAUACGAAAGGGUACCAUUUACAUACCCUGAUUGAACGUAAUCUCGAUAACUAUACCUUUGAUAGUUCGCGAGUACUAUUGAGAUAUUUAGACAACGAUACCCAUUCGAAUAAUACUAAAAAACGAGAAGGAGGAGGGACGGUCAUGAGAGAUAUUCGACGUGCCACACAUGGACGUUCGAAGUUACAGCGAUCGUAUUUAUUUGUGAAAAGGGAAGAACAAUUCUCUAUCAUUUCUCGUAGUACUGUCGCGAUAGAGAUAGUCACGCUUUAUGUAUCGCGGAAUUGUCGCAGUAGCUCGCGCACGGAGGACGUAACAUUAAGUUUAUUUUAUUGGACGAGCAACGUGGAACUUUGACGCGAGCAAGCGAGUAUCGUAUCGCUAGCAAACGGCAGAAGAAGGAAGAAAUUCGCGAGUCCUUCUCUUCCGAACGCUAUGCGAAUGACAGCAGAGGUGUGAAAAUUAUUAGAAUAAUUUUGAUUUCUUUAUCCAUUUUCUCUAAUUGUUCUUAUCAAUUAAUGCAUAAUUUUUAGGAGAUAUUAUAAUUUGUUAUCGAUACUUCUUAUAGAUUUAAAAUGAUUACAGAUUUUUAUUAUAUAUGGGAUAACUAAAUGUGAUAUAAAUAAUGAUGGAUAUAUCGUAUAGUAUAUUAUAUCCUGUGUUGUAUGAUAUAUUUGGUAUAUAAAGAUAAAUUUUUUAUAUUAGAAAUAGCGGGUUACUUAUACACUAAGAAAAAUACUGGAAAAUUCAUUUUUGGGAUAAAGUUUAUUUUUGUGAAAUAAUUUGUCAUUUACAUAAUUUAGUCGUGUAACAUGUAAUCUGUAAUUAUCGAAUCUGAAAUUAUUUGAAAUCUAUGAGGAAUAUCGAUAACAAAUUAUAAUAUUUCCUGAAAUCAAUUAUUUAUUGAGAAGAAUAAUUAGAGAAAAUGAAUAAAGGAAUGAAAAUUAUUGUAAUUAUUUUCAGUUCUUUGCAUAUAUCUGUUUACCGAGUAGCGAACUCGGAAAUAAUCAAUCGUUUCAUUUCUUAUCCGCUGAUUUCCAUUAAAAAAUUUGCAAUGUAAAAUAACCUUUACGUUGAAAGUCUAGAGGAACUCGAGAUUCUGUGUUUCUUCUUCUUUUUUUUUUGUUUUUAAUCAUACUGAUGGUCUCGCGACCGCGCUUAAUGCAGUUUAAUCAUUAGACAAUUUGAUGAUUGUGUUACGUCCGUCGUUCGUGUAAUUCUUUCUCGAUUGCCGCAUGAGGAAACGCUCAUUCACUUGCCCCGUCGACGCGCCCUCAGCAGCUGGAGACCUCGCGAAGUCUAAUUGUCGCGCGCGUGCGCACACUGUAUCCGCUGUGUUUUAAAUCACAAUCGGGAAAGAUCUCGUACGAUUCUUUUAAUCUCCGUGAGCCAAUCGCUCCUUGUGUUUUACUUUUGACAGCUGGACGAAGCGAAACGUAGACUUAGGUGUGUAGAUUUAUGUGCGUCACACUCGAGGAUGAGCACAGCACAGCUUGAAUCAACGUCGACUAAUCUGCUCGAUCCUAACCCUCCAGAUUUCUGACAAUUCUGCGAUCUCUCGGGUCGCCGUUCUUCGAUCACUUCUCCGCGUGGCGGUUUUAUAAACUUUUCAUAUUCGUAGCGCCUAUACGCCGAUUGGUCUGACUGUAUUCAGUCUGACUGUAUUCCAAAUUGACUCGUUAGACUCUAGUCGGUCAAGAGUUCAGCCGCUGCUUCGGAUCCCCGAGAUUAGUUGAUGCGAUGGCUCGUGUGAGCUUUCCUACGACAGCAAAGCGGUCUCUCGUCGAAGCUGCCGCGUGGAUCCCGUGUUGUAAAACAGGGAAGCGAAAAAAGAAAAGAAAAAAACAGUAGGCGUAUACGAAAGUUAGGUAUAAAGUUACUAUACGUGCGUCCCAUGAGCCCGGACACUCACUCCCGUUUGCACACACAUACACACACAACAACACACAAGACAUACAUAUAUGUAUAUAUUUUUCUAAAAAACCGCGAAAUUCCGAGCGAGUCUCUUAAGGAUAACUAGAAAACAUUGCGUGUACGGGAGACUUAGCGGAGAGAGAAGGAGAAGUAAUAGCCGUAGGAGCGAGAGGAGGAGCGGGAGAAGGAAGAAGGAGCGCGUGUGUCGCGCUGGCACGUAUAAAUAAGCGCGUGUGCAUCGUAUGUAUGCGAAGGCGUGGGUGACUGCACGCUUUUGCGAACGUAUACGUACGCAUACGGCCGUGGCGAUUGUUAACGGCUCGCGCGGCGUAGUGCGCGAGAGAAUAGUAGCGCGUGUGUGUGAGCGUGUGUGUGUGUCUGUCUCUACAUUAGAGAUAUGCGAGCGGUUCGGUACCGAGGCGAUUCUCAGAAGCGGUAAUUGCUACGAGAUAACAUUACACGCGAUUUGCGCGCGCGUAUGUGCGUGUGCGCGCAUGUAAUUUGCAGUUGCGAUAUAAACGCGAUAGACACAAGCGCGUUGUGUCAUGGCGACAGCGAGGCUGGGGAAGGGCAGAAAGGGAGGGAGGGAGGAAGCAAGCAAGCAAGCAAGCAAGCAAGCAAGCAAGCAAGCAAGCAAAGUGGGGUAAGAUUAGAAGAUGUAUAACACGUAGUUUUGCGAAUGUACGUGUAUUAACGUCGCACGGAUGCCUCGCGGAUCUCUGCGCGGACUUGCCCUCCCGUCGGCUGGAAAGAUCUCCAGGGACAUGUCACUUUCCCGCUUGCGAGUCAGAAAAGUCGCAUGUAAAAAAGCCGCUUGUUAUGAACUCUAUCUCGCAGCGACGAACGAGACGGCGUCGGCCGUUGUCGGCGGUAGCUAGUUUCGGUAUGGUGUAUCGUAUCUGCGCUCGGGCGGAGACUGAUCAGGCCGAAAACUGCCAAUUUUCACUCGUGAAGUUUGUGUGCCUAUGCGCGACCCGGGGCCCGUCGUUCGCUCGUCGACACUCGCCUGACGAACGUUCGAUUGCACACGGCACAGCUGUGUGUGGAGUCGCUAAACACGCGCGUUGUACCGAAUGCUGGGCGAGCGAACCGUCUGGGUCGGCUUUAGAGACGCUCGAGUCGGAACUAGGUCGAUCCAAUCUCUCGAGGUUUUGUCGCAUCGACGUGUGCUCGCGAGCAGCGGAGGACAAUUGGCCACGUUAUGCAAGAACGACCUUCAACUCGCAGACCUAUGAUUUUUGAGUUUUUAUCUCACCAAUAAAUAGUCCACACGUCCUUCUACAUGAAGCAUAAAAGAUCUAAAAAUUUAUGGGCGCUUUAAUUAAUUAAAUAACAAUUUUUGCUUAUUUUCCGCUUUUAUUUGUUGCGUCUUUUAUCAUUUCGAGGGCUAAACUUACCAACAAAGGCCUCUUUAGACCCGCAUUAAUAGUUAUUAUUUGAAACUCGUUUCACAAGUGAGAUACUCAGAUUUAAAUUCAUAGUUAAAUGAGAGUUUUGAGAGUCGAAUCGCGCGAUUACUGAUAUAAAUGUCACAUAUGUAUCGUAAUUCAAUUGA